Molecule: messenger RNA, 749 nt
Organism: Rana temporaria (common frog)
Lineage: Eukaryota; Metazoa; Chordata; Amphibia; Anura; Ranidae
Gene: DYNLL1
Product: dynein light chain LC8-type 1
Exons: 3
Coding region: 119-388 (89 amino acids)
Biological process (GO): cilium assembly; microtubule-based process
Cellular component (GO): cytoplasmic dynein complex
Molecular function (GO): dynein light intermediate chain binding; dynein intermediate chain binding
Source: RefSeq, a predicted model, not a curated record
AUCAGAUGACGCGUGGGAAAGCGUGGAAGUAAGUAAUAGAGCCGCCCCAACGCGCCAAGCAGCAGUGUGUGAGACAACGCGGUGACUGUGGAGAGAAAACACCCGGAACGCUGCCACCAUGAGUGAAAGAAAAGCCGUCAUUAAGAACGCCGACAUGUCGGAGGAGAUGCAGCAGGACUCGGUGGAGUGUGCCACCCAAGCCCUGGAGAAGUACAACAUCGAGAAGGACAUCGCCGCCCAUAUCAAGAAGGAAUUUGACAAGAAAUAUAACCCUACAUGGCACUGCAUUGUGGGAAGAAACUUUGGCAGCUACGUCACACAUGAGACCAAGCAUUUCAUUUACUUCUACUUGGGCCAAGUUGCAAUUCUGUUGUUUAAGUCGGGUUAAAUUCCUGAAAUAAAUGGACUAUGCAAAUAUUUUGAAAGUGUAAUGACUGAAGGGAACAACUCCUUUCCAUGAUGCCCCUCUGUAUCUUUUGUUACUGAGAUUUGAUUCCUAUGUAUGUUCACUCCUUAAUGGUUAUAAAAAGUUUGUGAGGGGGAAAAAAAGAAACUAUUUAUUUUCUAUGGUUUUCUAACAUUAAAUGUUUCUUUUUACAAACCAGUGUCCUGCCUAUGCUACAGCUUUCAACUGAAUCGGACUAAAUGUCCUGUGUGUGAAUUAAAGUGUUAAUGGUUAUCUUCACUAAGUAAUACAGUGCUAUUGUAUAGUUUAUGGCAAGCGUACAUUAAAAGUAUGGGUUCCUAAA